CAGGGAGCCCCCCGCCGCCGCUGAGGAGAGCCCCACCGGUACCGCCGAGGCGCCGCCGCCUGCCCACCCCAUGACGGCCGACUCCUGGAGGAACCUCAUCGAGCACAUCGGGCUCCUGUAUCAGGAAUAUCGAGAUAAAUCCACACGCCAGGAGAUUGAAACCAGACGACUGCAGGAUUCACAGACAGACCCUGAGGAGAGCUCGCCCAGCGAGGAAACCCCAUCUGAAGCAGAACCUAGAAGUACAACCGAAAACAAAGCUCCACCACAAAUCAGCUUGCUGAGGAACUCCAACUCCAGGUUCAACUUAUGGCAGGAUCUUCCCGAGAUCCGGAGCAGCGGGGUCCUCAGCAUCCUCCAGCCAGACGAGAUCAAGCUGCAGGAGGCCAUGUUCGAGCUGGUUACUUCCGAAGCCUCCUAUUACAAGAGUCUGAAUCUGCUGGUGUCUCACUUCAUGGAGAACGAACGUCUGAAAAAGAUCUUACACCCGUCGGAGGCACACAUCCUCUUCUCCAACGUCCUGGAUGUCAUGGCUGUCAGCGAGCGCUUCCUGAUGGACCUCGAGCAGCGGGUGGAGGAGAACAUUGUGAUCUCGGACGUGUGCGAUAUUGUCUACCAGCAUACAGUUAAUCACUUCUCCGUGUACAUCACCUACGUCUCCAACCAGACCUACCAGGAGAGAGCUUACAAGCAGCUUCUCCAGGACAAGCCAGCUUUCCGGGAACUGAUCUCACAGCUGGAGCUGGAUCCGAAGUGCAAAGGCCUCUCCUUUUCUUCCUUCCUGAUUCUGCCAUUUCAAAGGAUCACUCGGCUCAAGCUGCUGGUGCAGAAUAUUUUGAAGAAAGUGGAAGAGAAGUCUGACAGGGAAACCACUGCCUUGGACGCACACAAAGAGCUGGAAACAGUGGUGAAAGCAUGUAACGAAGGUGUCAGGAAGAUGAGCCGAACAGAGCAGAUGAUCAGCAUCCAGAAGAAGCUGGAAUUCAAGAUCAAGUCUGUGCCCAUCAUCUCUCACUCACGCUGGCUGUUGAAGCAAGGGGAGUUGCAGCAAAUGAAUGGGCCAAAGACAUCACGAACACUUCGCACCAAGAAGCUCUUCAGAGAAAUCUACUUGUUCCUUUUCAAUGAUCUGCUGGUCAUUUGCCGGCAAAUUCCUGGGGACAAGUACCAAGUGUUUGACUCAGCUCCCCGGGGGCUUCUUCGGGUAGAGGAGUUAGAAGACCAGGGGCAGAGUUUGGCCAACGUCUUCAUCCUGAGGCUGCUGGAGAAUGCGGACGACCGGGAGGCCAGCUACAUGCUGAAGGCAUCAUCCCAGAGCGAGAUGAAGCGCUGGAUGAUUUCUCUGGCUCCGAACCGAAGAACCAAGUUCGUUUCGUUUACAUCCAGACUUGUUGACUGUCCACAGAUCCAGUGUGUCCACCCAUACGUGGCCCAGCAGCCGGAUGAGCUGUCCUUAGAGCUGGCUGAUGUCCUCAACAUCCUGGACAAGACAGACGACGGCUGGAUAUUUGGGGAGCGUCUUCAUGACCAGGAGAGGGGCUGGUUCCCCAGUUCUAUGGGGGAGGAGAUCCUGAACCCCAAAAUCCGAGCCCAGAACUUGAAGGAGUGUUUCCGGGUGCACAAGUCGGAUGACAGCCAGCGGAGGAAAUUGGGCAGCAGGAACCGCCAGUGACCGAUGUCGUCCCCGCGCAUCCGGAGCGCCUCUGGGAGCAGGGCAGAGGAUGCCAGCUGGGAGGAGGAGGUGGUGGUGGUGGUGGCACCGUGGACCGUGGUGCAGGACCUGGCACACGCACCCCUGAACAAACAGACUGUAGCUCCUGGGCUCCCCACUGCGCUUCCCCCCGCACCGAUCCUUCCCUGGAGGGUCAGUGCUUCGAACUGGCUAAAAUAACCCCUUUCCAGGUAUUCUGUAAAGCCCCAAAGAGCACGAGCCAAAUGGAACACAACCCAAAGGCCACCGAGUGCCGGCCAGCUGACCCCCCUUCCCUGCACGCCUGCUGGCUGGAGCCGGGUCCGGCCACCUGGGAGAGGCACGUGGCCACAGAUGUCACCAAGCAAUUAACAUCACCCGAUUUGAGCCCUUGCAGCUCGUCGCUGCCUUUAGAGUUUGGGGCCCUCCUACAACUGUUUCAGUUCCUACCCCUGUGAGAUGCAGAGGGGUUGUCUCGCCGCCCCAGGCUGGGACAAGCCCUGGGAAUUCCACCUCCCCAGUCCUGCUGCAAAGCCGGUGGGGCCCAUUCCCCAUCUGCUUCCAAGCCCAAGGCUCCAAAAUGCUCCGUGCCCAAGCCCCACUCCACCAGCAGCCCAACCUCGCCAGCCCCGGACCCACAUCUCUGCAAGCUCGAGGGCCUCCAAGCACAUCUGGGCCCUGCCCCACGGCUCAGCCCCCUCUUCCACCCGUGCACCACCACCCACCACGGGAGCACCAGCAGACCCCAGCUGCCACGGCAACAGGACGGUGUGACGUUACCCCCCUCGCCCGGAGCUGUUGUCCCACCACUGCUGCCUGCAUGCUCGUACCCCACACCACCUGGCUGCGCACACCAGCUGUACAGUCGUGCGCACAACCCCUGUACAGGCUCACCUCCCCCUGUAUACGCACACCCUGCCGUCGUCAGCGCAGACGCGCCGUCACUUCUUUCCGGCUGUGGCACUGAGCAUCGCAUGAAGCCCAGGGCACAGCGCUGAGACCGGCCGGGAGACGGACCCACGGCAGCCGCCUGUUGCUCAACUGCCUUGCUCCCAACAGUCCCACCUGUGGCCACAGCCUAAAGGGCUUCCUCAGCCACAGGGCUGUUGCCGAGCUGUCAGGGAAAUGGAUCAUUUGGCCAUCAUUCCGUUAACGCUGCGAAGGAGAGUCUUCCAGGCGCUGUGGCCUGCGCUGCUGUAUGAUUGUGCUCGAGAAGGGGGUGGAGAACAGCCGCUGAUGGAGCCGCACACCAGCCACGGAGCACCACCUCACUGGUGGCAACGUGGGGAGGAAGCAGGACAUUGGGGAGAAGGGGCGUCUGGGGCUUGUCUUUGAGCCAUCUGGGCCCAGGUCACCGGUGGGGUGGGUGGUGUGAGGCCAGACCCAGCUGAGGGAGGGCCAGGGCUGUCCUUGGGGCUGUCCUUAUUGUCACCACAGCCCUGGGACAACCGGCCCAGAGUCAGCCCUGCACUAGGGGUGCUGCAGCCAGCCCCUGGGACCAAACUGGUGGGAGCUGCAGUGAAGGGAGAGCGAAGGCCUUCCCCCAGCUCAGUGCCACCAUGCUUGUAUGGGACAACAGCCAGUGGGGCUGUACCUGCCCAGGCCACCUGUAGCACCCCAGGGAGAGGGACCCGGGAGAGCUCACACCAGCCACCUCCCAGUGCCCACCCCAGAGCUGGGGGCCAGAAAGGAACCACAGCUUCCAGUCUGGUGGGGCAGGCUCAUUUAAUGGGGACACCCCAGGUGGUCAGCCCCCCCUCCACCUCCAACAGCACCCCACAGUCAGUACAAACCAACCUCCAGCUCAGGGUCCAGACCUUGCAGCAGCCACAGCUUCUCCGAUGCAAAACCCCGGGGAGCUCCAGCUCUCAGAAAUCUUUAAAAUUGCCUGAGGAAUCGCCACAUCCCGGACCCUCCAGCUUCCCAGCCCGACCCAGGCUCUACAGCCCCACGUGGCCACCUGGGAUGUCCCUCAUAGCACAGAAACCCUCCCUUUAAUGCACCAGAAACGGCUCUGUCACUCAUGGGGCAGGGUUGGGGGGGCUGACCCAGGUCCCCCUGUGCCAGGACACCAGUUCCUCACCGUGUUCCUCCAGCGGGGGGGAGGGAGAGGGGCUCAGGGCUGCCGUGGAGCCCCGGGACUCCCCCUGCCCCUUCUUGCUCCGUCGUUGACUUUUCAGGACUCUGACCCCCCCAGGCACAGGCUGUGCCGUUUUCGGGCACCACGUGGCCCCCAGUGUUAUGUCCUCAGACCCAGCCCUGCACGCCUGCCUCCGUUCCAGUGGUCUCCAGUCUUGUACAGGGCCAGGCCUGGGGCCCAACAAGCCCCCACAUCGGGCUGCAGCCCCCCCCACACCCCAAACCCCUGUCAGGCUGCCUCAGCAAACUGAGGGGAACUUCUCGUUGUCUCCUUUUGGGUUUGUUUUUUUUUUUCUCUCUCCGUGUGAUGAAAUAUAGCUGAGCGAGCCAGCGCCAAAGCAA
This is a messenger RNA of Calidris pugnax (ruff), 4171 nucleotides long. RefSeq names its product neuronal guanine nucleotide exchange factor (gene NGEF). Lineage: Eukaryota; Metazoa; Chordata; Aves; Charadriiformes; Scolopacidae. Gene Ontology annotation, biological process: activation of GTPase activity. Bases 71 to 1672 code for a protein of 533 amino acids. The record is from RefSeq and is a predicted model, not a curated record. The transcript is spliced from 12 exons. Gene Ontology annotation, molecular function: protein binding; guanyl-nucleotide exchange factor activity.